AAAAGCCUUAUAUUAGAAAAAUACGAGAACACAUUUAAUCUUAUUUGGAUGCUUUUGUGAAGAAUUGUGCGGUCUGUUCAGUAGUCCAUUGAAUGAAGGGGAAUCCACAUGGCAGUGAUGCAGAAGAAAGCGUUUCAUUCGUACCAUCCACAGCAAACCUGCCAAACACGUUUCCAUUCAUCCUAAUGAAAUGCUGAAACCCAUUCAAACACAGCAAAGCUGUCCGAAAGCGAAAGACAUCAGCUGACCUGUUCUGUCAUUCAUUUACCUGGGAAAAUGGUACUUUUGGAAUCAUUGUGUAAUAAGCGCUUACAGGGAAGCUAAGCUAUACAGCCUCUGAAUGCUAUAUAUUUCUUUAAUAAACCGUCUAUAGGUUAUUCAGACAGAAGAAGCUAAGCAGCCAGUGUGCUCAGCUCUCAGACAGCAGCUAAAUCUAGCAAACACACGUUCAGGAAGACGAGAGAGGAUGAGAUUGUGGAACAGAAGGGUGUGAGAGGCGGAGUUUGAGUUCAAAAAAAGUAGGUUGUCUGCUUCUACUCAGUUUGUGGGUUUUAACACACAGAAUAAGUAGCAGGAAUCGCAGUUUGCUCUAAGGAUUGUGGAUCUCCAGUAUAUCUUUGCGAGUUGAACAAGAACAUCAUUUGAAGGUCAUUUCAUCUGACAGUCUAAAGAGGAAAUGUGCUUCUGCUGAGUGAUGUUUAACAAAAGGACUUUCAUCCCUUGAGCGCUGAUGGCGAGUAUCACGGGCUCAGAUGUGCUCAUUAACCGGAAGAAUAUUAGAAAUAUGCAAGAUGUCUGUGAGCAGUAUCCGAAGGACAAACCAAAAUUUGACUGGCUUACCAAGUACCGUAAGAUGUCAAAAGGAGCUCGAUCACUGAGAAAGUCAACUGGAGCGACGACUGUCAAGAUGAGACACGUUAAGAAAUCACAGAGAGCAGACGCAGCCAACAGCAGCAGACAGAUGAAAGAGGACGAACGGACCAGAGGAGAGAGCGUGUAUGACAGUCAGGAGAGAGUGAGGAGUGAGGUGAGAGAUGAGCUGAUCCGAAACUCCCAGCCCAUCCUGUCAAAUAAAUCCCAGAUGCUCGGCAUGCCCCAGUUCGGCCUGCGGGAUAACCUCAUCAAGUGUGAGCUCCUCAAGAACGAGGACGCCUACACCUACAUCCAGAACUACAGCUUUUUCUUGGGCACCUACAAUGUGAAUGGCCAGAAUCCAAAGGAAAGUCUCAGUCCAUGGCUCACAUCCAGCACCACUCCUCCAGACUUUUACCUUGUGGCCUUCCAGGAGCUGGAUCUGAGUAAGGAGGCGUUUCUCUUCAAUGACACUCCUAAAGAGCCCGAGUGGAUGUUAGCCGUCUACAAGGGCCUCCAUCCAGAUGCCAAGUACGCUUUUGUGAAGCUGGUGCGGUUGGUGGGCAUCAUGCUGUUGUUCUAUGUGAAGAUGGAGCAUGCAGCACACAUCUCUGAGGUGGAGGUGGAGAGCGUCGGCACAGGCGUCAUGGGACGGCUGGGUAAUAAAGGUGCAGUAGCAGUCCGCUUCCAGUUUCACAACUCGGACAUCUGUGUGGUGAACUCCCACCUCGCCGCGCACACAGAAGACUUUGAAAGACGCAAUCAGGACUUCAAGGACAUUUGUCGCAGGAUGCAGUUCGGCCAGGAUGACCUCACACUGCCACCCCUCACCAUCAUGAAACACAGUGUUGUGUUGUGGCUGGGAGAUCUAAACUACCGAAUCAGUGACCUUGAAGUGGAUCAUGUGAAGGACUUGAUAGCUAAGAAGGAUUUUGAGACCCUUUAUAAUCACGACCAGUUGAAACGACAGAUGGAUGAAGAGGUUGUGUUUGUGGGCUUCACGGAGGGAGACAUUGAUUUCCAACCAACAUACAAAUACGACACCGGCUCAGAUCAGUGGGACACAAGUGAGAAGUGUCGAGUUCCAGCAUGGUGUGACCGCAUCCUGUGGAGGGGAAAGAACAUUAAACAGCUUCGGUACCAGAGUCACAUGACCCUGAAGACCAGCGACCACAAACCCGUCAGCUCUCUGCUAGAGAUCGGGAUCAAGGUCGUGAACGAGGAGUCCUACAAACAGACGUUCGAAGAGAUCGUGAGGCACAUCGACCGACUGGAGAACGAUUGUAUUCCUUCAGUGUCUCUGUCUCAGAGAGAAUUCCAGUUCCAGGAUGUGAAGUUCAUGCAGCAACAGGCAAAGACUGUGACCGUCUAUAAUGAUGGACAGGUGCCGUGUCAGUUUGAGUUCAUUCCCAAGCUGGACGAGCCCACCUACUGCAAGCCCUGGUUAACAGCAAACCCUGCUAAAGGCUUCCUGGCUCAGGGUGCCAGCGUGGACAUCGACCUGGAGGUGUUUGUGAACCGCUCUACAGCCCCAGAGCUGAACUCAGGCCAGCAGCAGCUGGAGGACAUCCUGGUUCUGCAUCUGGACAGGGGGAAAGACUACUUCAUCUCCGUCACAGGCAACUACCUGCCCAGCUGCUUCGGCUCGUCUCUCAGUACCCUGUGCCUGCUGAGAGAGCCCAUCCAGGACAUGCCCCUGGAGACCAUCAGAGAGCUGAGUAUGAAGUCAGAUAUCCAGGGCAGAAACCCAGAGACUGAUAAACCUCAAGGAAUCCCCAAGGAGAUAUGGAUGAUGGUGGACCAUCUCUUCCGUAAUGCUAAAAAACAGGAAGAGCUCUUUCAACAGCCCGGCCUGCGCAGCGAGUUCGAGGAGAUUCGGGAUUGUUUGGACACGGGCAGCUUAGACUCUCUGCCUGGCAGUAACCACUCUGUGGCUGAAGCCCUGCUCCUGUUCCUCGAUGCUCUUCCUGAACCGGUGAUCCCCUUCUCCUUCUACCCGCAGUGCUUGGAGUGCUGCUCUGACAGCAGUCAGUGUAGACAGAUCAUUUCUAUGCUACCUCAGUGUCAUAAAAAUGUUUUUAACUACCUGAUGCCCUUUCUUCAAGAGUUGUUGAAGUUCUCUGCACACAAUCGGCUGGAUAUCAAUAUUUUAGCCCAGAUCUUCGCUGGCCUUUUGCUCAGGUCUCCAACAAAGCAAGAUUUUACAGAGAAAAGAAAGGUGAAGGAGUUUUUCCAGCAGUUCUUGGUCCAGAUGCCCUCUGACAGAGACAUUCAUGAUAAAUCACCUGAAUAAUGAACUGCGUCAUGUCGCCUUGAUUAUUUCACUCGCCUGUUUUAUUCCAGGUUUCAGCAGAAUUAUGUCCAUAUAUGAAACUUUGUAGUUGCCAUUUAAUUUAACACAUUUUAAACCGAUAUUGAAGCUAAUUUGUAUUAUUACGAAGCAAAUGGGAGUUUUAUUUGAAGAAUAAUGGUUAUUUAAUUAAAUAUAUUUGUAUUUUGAUGUUUGUAAAUAAAAAACAGUUGUUCUUUUAUAUUAAAUCUCAACAAUUAUCACAA
Molecule: messenger RNA, 3408 nt
Organism: Carassius carassius (crucian carp)
Lineage: Eukaryota; Metazoa; Chordata; Actinopteri; Cypriniformes; Cyprinidae
Product: type II inositol 1,4,5-trisphosphate 5-phosphatase-like
Exons: 19
Coding region: 731-3145 (804 amino acids)
Biological process (GO): signal transduction; phosphatidylinositol dephosphorylation
Cellular component (GO): cytosol; membrane
Molecular function (GO): inositol-1,4,5-trisphosphate 5-phosphatase activity; phosphatidylinositol-4,5-bisphosphate 5-phosphatase activity
Source: RefSeq, a predicted model, not a curated record